Molecule: messenger RNA, 1491 nt
Organism: Fusarium venenatum
Lineage: Eukaryota; Fungi; Ascomycota; Sordariomycetes; Hypocreales; Nectriaceae
Product: general substrate transporter
Biological process (GO): transmembrane transport; carbohydrate transport
Cellular component (GO): membrane
Molecular function (GO): carbohydrate:proton symporter activity
Source: RefSeq, a predicted model, not a curated record
AUGGCCAUCUUACGGUUGCGCGGCAAGCCCAUAACUGGAUACAAUUUCCUGAUUAUUGCUUUUGCCACCUUUGGAAGCAUCACAUAUGGAUACUGUUCCGCCAUUAUUGGAUCAACCCUUGGACAACCGUCUUUUCUUAGCUUUUUCGGCCUUGACACUGCCAGCAAUGGACCUGCUCUGAUUGGUGCCAUCAAUGGCCUUUUUCAAGGAGGAGGGCUUUUGGGCACAUUGAUGUUUGGGGCGCUGGCUGACAAGACUGGUCGUUGUAAGGCUAUGUUCUGUGCAAGGCUACUUGCCGUCAUUAGAGGAGGCCUCCAAGCAGGAUCUGUUCAUCUGACUAUGUAUCUUGUCGCUCGAUUUGCCACGGGGUUCGCUGUCGGUGGCCUUGUCAUGAUCGUCCCCCUCUGGCAAAGUGAGGUCGCCCCUCCACAUGCUCGCGGUCUUCUGGUUGGUCUUCACGGCAUUUCCAUCUUGCUAGGCUAUUCAUUAUCGGCCUGGGUCGGGUUUGGAUUUUUCCUCGUCAAUGCCGAUGGGGCUCAGUGGCGCCCUCCGCUGGCUUUGCAAAGCUUUCCACCGCUGAUUUUGGUCCGUGGCGUCUACUUCAUUCCUGAAUCCCCUCGCUGGCUUGUUGAGAAGGGUCAGCACGAAAAGGCAGACACUAUCCUCCAAAGUAUUUAUCAAGACUCCGAAGACUCAACCAAUGAAGAGGUAUCUGUCGAAUUUGCUCAGAUCCGCGCCCAGGUGGAACUUGAGCGUGAUCUGCCGUCAUCUUGGUCUUCCAUCUUGACAGUUCCUCAUUAUCGAAAAAGGGCAUUUAUCGGAUUCACCACGCUUCUGGCCGGUCAGCUGACAGGAACCACCGUCAUCAACAACUACGGCCCAUCGUUGUAUGUGGCCCUUGGCCAUGGCGGCUCCGACAGUCUCGCCCUCUCUGCUGGCUGGUUGACUGAGGGACUUGUGUGCAACGCCAUCAACGCAAUACUUCUCGAUCAUGUUGGACGUAAAUGGCUCAUGACGGUAGGCCUCAUCGGUUGCGCAGUUUCGCUUCUUGGCGUCGGCGUCAUGGUCGCAUUGUAUGGCGGCACUAAUAGCAAGGGCGGCAAUGGAGCGGGUGUUUUCUUCCUUUAUCUUCAUCUUACCUUCUAUCCUACCUGCAUGGAUGCUUCUACAUACGUUUACGGCUCUGAAAUUUGGCCUACCCACCUUCGAGAAAAAGGCUUUGCAAUUUCCUGUGCCGGUCUCUUUGACGGGUCACUUACAUUGUUGGAAGCCGCGCCUACUGCUUUCCAAACUAUCGGUUGGAGAUUUUACCUGAUCAUGAUGGCCUUCACCAUCAUUUGUGCCAUCAUAUUUGCGCUUUACUUUCCCGAGACUAAGGGUCUCGCGCUCGAGGACAUUGCAUCUCUCUUCGGUGAUGAAGUUGCAAUUGAAGCUUCUCACCCCGAAAACAACUCAUCUGUGGUCGGUGAAAUGGAUAAGGCAAAGACUUGA